AUGACCAGACCCUGGGGGGCCCGCCUGCUCCUGCUCACCAUUCCGCUGGCCCUGGUGGACAGCGCGGACCUCGACAAUAUGAAAGUCAAGGUGCUGAGAGAAUUGAAGAAAGUGAGCCCCUCCAGUGCCAACGUGAGGCAGUGCCUGUGGUUUGCCAUGCAGGAGUUCAACAGGGAGAGCGCCGAGAAGCACCUCUUCCAGGUGGUCAAGGUGCUACAAGUCCACCUGCAGGUCACGGAUUGUUUGGAAAACCUCAUCGAGGCCGACACUGCCCGCACCAAUUGCAGGAAGCUCUGCAAAGGCAGCGAGAGCUGUGUCCCGAAGGGAAACCCCAGGCCGGAGGAGGCAGGUGCAAACCAACCGUCCGCGGUGGCCCUGGCUGCUCUGAGCCCCCCGCAGAACUCGGGGUACCCAGACCUCCUCCUUGAGAUUCAGAGGUGCACCUUCCUGGUGGGCGCGCUCCCCUGGCACAGCGACUUCACCGUGAUGAGGAAAGAGUGCGUGGACGUCUAG
Messenger RNA from Vicugna pacos (alpaca), 513 nucleotides. RefSeq names its product cystatin-8. The record is from RefSeq and is a predicted model, not a curated record. Gene Ontology annotation, molecular function: cysteine-type endopeptidase inhibitor activity. Gene Ontology annotation, cellular component: cell surface; extracellular region; cytoplasm. NCBI's taxonomy places the organism in Eukaryota, Metazoa, Chordata, Mammalia, Artiodactyla, Camelidae.